This is a messenger RNA of Capsicum annuum, 390 nucleotides long. Its product is annotated as secreted RxLR effector protein 161-like. NCBI's taxonomy places the organism in Eukaryota, Viridiplantae, Streptophyta, Magnoliopsida, Solanales, Solanaceae. Bases 1 to 390 code for a protein of 129 amino acids. The record is from RefSeq and is a predicted model, not a curated record. The transcript has 2 exons.
AUGAGAAAUCCUCCCAAAGUUAAUUUAGCUGAAGUAGAUGAAAUAAUUGCAGCUGUUAUUUUUCAAGAAAAUAUGGUGACACAUAUAAAAGAAGGAGAUGACAGUGAAGCGGUCUAUCUUGGAGACUCAAAAACUGCUAAAGCCUUGGAUAAAACUAAAUCUGCUAGUGGUUAUGUGUUCACCUUAGGUGGUGGUGCAAUAUCGUGGAAAUCAGCUAAGCAAACGAUCAUUGUCAGAUCAACUAUGGAGUCAGAGUUUGUAGCUCUGAAGCUAGCUGGAACAGAGGCUGAGUGGCUAAGAAAUUUCUUAGCAAAUAUUCCUUUUACAAAGGAUGAUCUGAUGCCUCUUGUAUCUAUACACUGUGAUUGUCAAGCCGAAUUGCUAUUGUGA